This is a messenger RNA of Oncorhynchus gorbuscha (pink salmon), 4064 nucleotides long. Its product is annotated as paired box protein Pax-3-like. Bases 339 to 1817 code for a protein of 492 amino acids. NCBI's taxonomy places the organism in Eukaryota, Metazoa, Chordata, Actinopteri, Salmoniformes, Salmonidae. Gene Ontology annotation, biological process: regulation of transcription by RNA polymerase II; anatomical structure development. The record is from RefSeq and is a predicted model, not a curated record. Gene Ontology annotation, molecular function: RNA polymerase II cis-regulatory region sequence-specific DNA binding; DNA-binding transcription factor activity, RNA polymerase II-specific. The transcript is spliced from 9 exons.
UCACUUGCAUGAUUCUUGAUGACAUCACAGAUUCCACAGUGCCUCUAGACUGGUAAAACGGCAAGGCAUAUAGGCGCACUCUUCAGAAGUCUACCUCCAGUUUUUCUUGGUUUGGUAACUUGGGCUCUUUUUUUCGGGAGUCGGGAGUGUUUUUUUUCCCUGCCAGGACGCUGGUUCUUGUCUAGUCUAGUGGCUAACCUAUCAAGGCUAACCUUCCACGAACUGGAAUACAGUGCAUUUUUACCCAUAAUUUCACCCACUGGUAAAGCUCCAUUGUCGGCAGCUCCCGGUUCUCUUCUCUGGCGGGAGGUUAGCAGAAGGCAUAGGGUUGUGGAGGUAUGACUGCGUUGGCUGGGGCAAUACCAAGGAUGAUGCGCCCCAUGCUGGCGCAGAACUACCCCCACAGUGGCUUCCCACUGGAAGUCUCUACCCCGUUAGGCCAAGGCAGAAUGAACCAGCUCGGGGGAGUUUUCAUAAAUGGCAGACCUUUGCCCAACCAUAUCCGCCAUAAGAUCGUCGAAAUGGCCCACCAUGGCAUCAGGCCAUGCGUAAUCUCCCGUCAGCUCCGCGUCUCUCACGGUUGCGUUUCUAAAAUCCUCUGCCGGUACCAGGAGACCGGCUCUAUUCGGCCCGGGGCCAUCGGGGGAAGCAAACCCAAGCAGGGGACGACGCCUGAUGUUGAGAAGAGAAUAGAGGAGUACAAGCGGGACAACCCGGGUAUGUUUAGCUGGGAGAUUCGGGAUAAAUUACUGAUGGAUGGGAUAUGUGACCGGAACACCGUUCCAUCAGUGAGCUCUAUCAGUCGCAUCAUGAGGAGUAAAUUCGGAGGGAAGGGAGAUGACGAUGAUGAUGAAGAUGAAAUCGAGAAAAAGGAAUUAGAAGAACACGAACGGCGGGCCAAACACAGCAUCGAGGGCAUCUUAGGAGACCGAUCGAGCCACUCAGAUGAGGGGUCGGACGUGGAGUCUGAACCAGACCUGCCUCUGAAGAGGAAGCAGCGCCGCAGUAGAACCACCUUCACUGCCGAACAGCUGGAUGAGCUGGAGAGAGCCUUUGAACGAACACACUACCCUGACAUCUACACCAGGGAAGAGCUGGCUCAGAGGGCCAAACUCACAGAGGCCAGAGUUCAGGUGUGGUUCAGUAACAGAAGAGCUCGGUGGAGGAAGCAGGCUGGAGCUAGUCAGCUCAUGGCCUUCAAUCACCUGAUCCCUGGGGGCUUCCCGCCCUCUGCCAUGUCCAGUCUCUCACCUUAUCAGCUGUCUGAGAGCCCGUAUCCCCCUACAUCCAUAUCACAAGUGGUGUCGGAGCAGGCCAGCACGCUGCACCGGCCCCAGCCCCUGCCCCCGUCCUCAGGCCACCACCAGAGCUCAGGAGGGGGAGGACAGGAUGGGGGGUCUGCCUACUGCCUGGCCUCUGGACGCCACAGCUUCUCAGGCUACUCCGACAGCUUCGUCACGUCAGGAGGCCCUCCCAUGAACCCUGCCAUCAGCAAUGGCCUCUCUUCACAGGUGAUGGGUCUGUUGAACCCAGGUGGGGUGCCCCACCAGCCCCAGAGUGACUAUGCCCUCUCCCCCCUGACAGGAGGCCUGGAGCCCCCCGGGGGCAUGGGGGCCAGCUGCUCCCAGCGUCUGGAGCACAUCAAGGGUCUGGAGGGCCUGUCCAGUGUCCCCAACAUCCCCAGUCUCCCCUCACUGCCCAACUCCCAGUCCUACUGCCCGUCCUCCUACAGCGCUCCUGCCUACAACGUGGACCCUGUGGCCUCCUACCAGUAUGGGCAGUACCACGGACAAAGUAAGGUGCCCUUCAUUAUCUGAGACCUGAGAUCACCUGAGGAUCUGCCCCUCUAAGUGACCACCCACCACCUCCACCUCUGACCCAGCCCAGUCUCCACCUCUGACCCAACCCAGUCUCCACCUCUGACCCAACCCAGUCUCCACCUCUGACCCAGCCCAGUCUCCACCUCUGACCCAGCCCAGUCUCCACCUCUGGCCCAGCCCAGUCUCCACCUCUGGCCCAGCCCAGUCUCCACCUCUGACCCAGCCCAGUCUCCACCUCUGACCCAGCCCAGUCUCCACCUCUGGCCCAGCCCAGUCUCCACCUCUGGCCCAGCCCAGUCUCCACCUCUGGCCCAGCCCAGUCUCCACCUCUGACCCAGCCCAGUCUCCACCUCUGUCCCAGCCCAGUCUCCACCUUUGGUCCAACCCAGUCUCCACCUCUGGCCCAGCCCAGUCUCCACCUCUGACCCAGCCCAGUCUCCAUCUCCGGCCCGGCCCAGUCUCCACCUCUGACCCAGCCCAGUCUCGGUUGAGAGACGCCUGUACUGCAUAUGUUGAGACUGAUGGGGCUCUUUAUGUAAUCUAUUCCCUCAACAGUGAUCUGUUCCUUCACACUUGAUGAAAAUAAUGGAAGAGAGAUUAUAGCUAAAAUGACAUUGAUAGAGAGGAAUUUAAGGCCAAAACAAAGAAACUUCGAUUCAUGUCUGUUGAUGAAUGACAGAGAUGCCACUAGGUACAUUCCCUUGCCUGUGAUGUGGUCUACCCCACAUUGGGCGCCAACUUUGACCAGGAGGAUCAUGGAGGACUAGUCCACAUAGACCCACAGCACAGCCCAGGAGCAGAGGCCUGGUUGGGGUAAAAAAAUCCUCAAGUCAGGUCUGUGGAAGAGCACAGCCAGACUGUAUAGUAACAGACUUACUAGCGGCCUUAAAGCUGUGAGUCUGUUGACAUGUUUGCCGUAGGGCCAAAUGAAUACAGAUUCAUUCUAUUUAUCUCUGAAUGAAAGCUACUUGAUGGAAAAAAUAACAGGCUUUUCUUGUGGAUUUAUUUGACGUUGCAUUUAUUUGAUAUGUUUUGUCCCAGAAGAUUCCUUCCCACACAGAGUGGAAUGAACACAAUAUUCCAACCAUAGAUUGAGGAACAACAAACAAACAAACAAACUUGUAAAAAAGACAUAUACCAUUCAAAGAGGAAGCUUUGACAUAUCAUCAUAAACAGACCUGUAAUGUAUACUACAGCUGUUCCGUUCCCUUCAUUAUGAUAAAUGCUCAGUGUUUUUGAACAAUCUGUUGAACUCUCACUGUGUUCUGUUGAUAACUCUGAUCUCCUGUAGCUUUAGAGGGAUUCCUAGGGGUCAGGGGUGACUUCUGGGAAAGUCCCAGGUGAAGGAGGAGGAGGAGGAGGAGGAGGGAGGGGGGACUCAGGGGUUCUGAUGGGCGACAGGGCUGAUCCUUCCAGGGGUGCAGUUCCCCCUCAUAGAGACCUGUUAGGUCACGAGACUCAUGACCAAGAGACACAUGAGAAACCAGGACCACCUCACCACAGACCAACCCAGCUGACCAGAAGUGCAAUAUCACGUACCUUAGAGUCGACGACGCCAUCAAACAGAUGAAUCAAAUUUAGAUCUUGUGUCUUAAGAACAUUCUGUAUAAACAUUUGAAUCACGUUUGAGUAUGUCCCUAUGGAGGCUUCCAGGUCCAAAACAAAGAAGCAACAGCAACAACAACCACCAACAUCGUCAGUACUGCUAUAAUAGCAAAGCCACAGGGAAAGGUGGGACGCACAUUGUGAACCAUUGAAGUCAUUCCAAGUCCAUGUGGAGCAGAUUGAUUCAAGGGAAAAAAUAAGUAAACAAAAAAACUUAUGAAGAAUUACAAAUUCAAAUCAUUUGUUGUUUUUUUGGUCUUUUGCCUUUUGGUUUUUCUUGUUGCAAAAACAGAAAGAUCAAUAGUGUGGUGUUUUCGUCAUUUCCUUAUUUAUUCUCUCUAAAGUAUCGAAGCAUUUCUGCAACAUUAUUCUUAAACUUUCUUCAAUGUUUUAGUCAAGUUACUACAUCACAUAUCUUAUAGGAACAACGUGUCCGUCUGUUCACUAAAUGGUAGCUGAAUGUCUCAACAGAUCCAAACUUUGCUACAAGCACUCAGCGGUCAUUUGUACAUUUGUCUGUAACAGAAAGAAAAGUGUUUUUUCUUUCCAAUGGGUUCCUUAAUUUUUAUAUGUUUUUCUGUAUUUUUUGACAGAAUGAUAUGACACAAUGUCUUGUGUACAAGCACAGUAUUAUUACUA